Molecule: messenger RNA, 735 nt
Organism: Cucurbita pepo subsp. pepo (vegetable marrow)
Lineage: Eukaryota; Viridiplantae; Streptophyta; Magnoliopsida; Cucurbitales; Cucurbitaceae
Product: thaumatin-like protein 1b
Source: RefSeq, a predicted model, not a curated record
AUGGCGCUUCAAAUUCCAUUAUUAUUACUUUCAUUCAUAAUCUUCUCCUUUUCAGGGGUGGUUUACUCCGUUGAUUUCGCCGUUACAAAUAAUUGUCAGUUCCCAAUUUGGCCGGGAGCCUUGACCGGAAUUGGCACCCCUCUCUCCACCACUGGCUUCGAAUUACUCCCCGGAUCAACGUCGACGGUGACCACAUCUCCGCCGUGGUCCGGCAGGUUUUGGGCUCGAACCCUUUGCUCCAUAGACGUGAGUGGGAAGUUCAAUUGCGGAACCGCUGAUUGCGGUAGCGGCCAAGUGGCAUGCAAUGGCGCCGGCGCAAUUCCGCCUGCAAGCCUUGUGGAAUUCACUAUAGCGCCAACCGGUGGCGUAGAUUACUUCGACAUCAGCCUCGUUGAUGGCUUUAAUUUGCCUGUUUCGGUGACGCCAAUGGGCGGAACCAGUGAGUGCCAAGCGGUAGUUUGUGCAGGAAAUGUAAAUGCAAUUUGUCCACCGGAAUUAGCCGUCAGAGGACAAGAUGGUGCAGUGAUCGCGUGUAAAAGUGCUUGUAUGGCUUUCAAUCAGCCGGAAUUUUGUUGCUGCGGCAACCACAAUCAGCCACAAACUUGCCCGCCGACGAACUAUUCGAAGAUGUUCAAGGAUCAAUGUCCCCAGGCUUAUAGUUACGCUUACGAUGAUCAAACAAGUAUCUUUACGUGCACGGCCGGAGCCAAUUAUGGCAUCACUUUUUGUCCUUGA